AUGUUGAUUCCAGUUUUCAAAGAAUCAGAAAAUCUUACCAAAGUUUUUUUGGAGUUUCAGUUUCAGUCAGCAGACUUUGAUUUUACAAAUAAAGAUGAAUAUCAAUUGAUAGAUUCUUUGGAUGUGUCUAAUGAAGUCGUAGAAAAUACUUGGGAAAUUGAAAAUGAAAAUUAUGAGGCUGAAGAUAUUACAUAUGUUGGAGAAGUAGAUAUGAGUACUGUUAAAGAAGAAGACUCUUCGGAUAUUCCAAUGACGUACAUAGAUGAAAAUAACGUCGAAGAGUCUAUUAUAAUUCUAACCAAGGAAGAAGUUGAAGGCCUUAAUCUCGAUGAUAGUCAACAAAUUAUUGUCAGCACGAAAUAA
Messenger RNA from Cotesia congregata, 363 nucleotides. The record is from the annotation of a GenBank genome assembly. Lineage: Eukaryota; Metazoa; Arthropoda; Insecta; Hymenoptera; Braconidae.